ACACACCUACCAGGUUUGUCCAAUAAAUAGUUAAUAGGAAAAAUUUAUUUUGACACACGUGUGAUAGAUCUGUGCUGUAAACAAUCUGUCAGUUGCUGUUUCAACGUAAUUUGGUAAUCCAGACAAAUAUCAGACAAACUCAAAAUCAGCUAAAAGAUGGCUAAUAUUGCAAACUUGAACAUCUCAGAAAGUCCUUUUAGGAAGUGGCAACGCCCAGAUCUGCCUAGCAAAUGUACAUUUCAUCAAGCCAAGUCAAUGGAGGAGACUCCACAUAUACAUGCUGAUGUAACGCCAAAACCUAAGAUUCUACCAAAUAUUUUACAUCAGAUUGGUAACACACCUCUAGUCAAACUCAACAACAUUCCAAAGAAAGAAGGACUACAAUGUGAAAUAUUGGCCAAAUGUGAGUUUUUCAACCCAGGAGGCAGCGUGAAAGACAGGAUUGGUUAUAGAAUGGUGGAAGAUGCUGAGAAGAUGGGUAUUCUCAAACCGGGAGAUGUUCUUAUAGAACCAACAUCUGGAAAUACAGGAAUUGGACUAGCAAUGGCUGCUGCAGUAAAAGGUUACAGAUGUAUUAUUGUAAUGCCAGAGAAAAUGAGUAGAGAGAAGGUUGAUGUCCUUCGAGCCUUUGGAGCUGAGAUAGUGAGAACUCCUACGUCUGCAGCCUUUGAUUCACCAGAAUCUCACAUUGGUGUCGCUAAACGUUUAAUGGAAGAAAUUCCUAACUCGCAUAUUCUGGACCAGUACAGAAAUGCCAGUAACCCUAUAGCUCAUUUUGAUGGAACAGCCCAAGAAAUUCUGAAUUCCUGUGAUGGAAAUGUAGACAUGGUAGUUCUUGGGGCUGGAACAGGAGGAACAUUGACAGGAAUUGCCAGAAAAAUCAAAAUGAAAUGUCCAAAGUGUAAAAUAAUUGGUGUUGAUCCAGAAGGUUCUAUUAUUGCUGAACCAGAACAGUUAAAUGAAACAGAGGUGACAGGAUACGAAGUUGAGGGAACUGGUUAUGACUUUAUACCAACAGUUUGUGAUAGAUCCCAAGUAGACAAGUGGUACAAAUCAUUGGAUAAAGAUUCAUUUAUCAUGUCCAGAAGAUUAAUCAGAGAGGAGGGACUACUUUGUGGUGGCAGUUCUGGGGCAACAAUGUAUUGUGCCUUAAAAGCAAUCAAAGAUUUUGGAUUGAAAGAAGGACAGAGAUGUGUUGUUAUUUUAGCAGAUUCUGUAAGAAAUUAUAUGACAAAAUUUCUGAGUGAUGAUUGGAUGAGCCAAAGAGAUUUCUUACAGAUUGAUAACCAGGUCCCAUCUGCUGAUGAAUGGUCUGACACACAAAACAGGUGGUGGAAUCUACCAGUGAGUAGUUUAUCUUUAAGAGCUCCACUGACUGUGACACCAACAGUCACCAUACAGGAAACAUUAGAGCUACUAAACAAGGAAGGAUUUGACCAAGUACCAGUUGUAAAUGAAGCUGGAUUGAUUCUUGGUAUGUUGACUGUGGGUAAUAUGAUGUCACAGGUUGUCAGGUCAAAGGUUAAACCAUCAGAUCAUGUCAGUGCUGUUAUGUAUAAACAGUUUAAAAAGGUCCAAAUGGGUACAACUCUUGGUCAAAUAUCAAGAAUGCUGGACACUGACCAUUUUGUUGUAGUAGUUCAUGACCAGAGACAGUAUGAAGGCCAGAGUAUGAUGUCCAAGAAGCAAAUGAUUUUUGGCCUUGCCACACGAAUUGACCUGUUGAACUUUAUAACCAAACAACAUCCAGCCUAAUUUAAUUGGUGUUACUAUCAGCUAGAGCAAUGAUGUGAAAGUGCUAUUAUCUUUGAACAUAACAUUUUAAUUUUAUGAAUAGUAUUUGUUAUGUGCAUUAAGGUGCACAUUAAUUACUACAUUCCUAGCAUAAUAGUUAAUAUGUGAUUUUAAUUUUGCAAAAUUUAUAUAAUUAAAUUCAAAAACCAAAAAAAAAUGUAAGUACUACUAGACUGUUUAUCUGUUUAAUUAUUUUCUGGGAACAAUUUUAAUUCAAUAAUUUGUUAAUUGCAUGUAGAUUUUUAUGCUCCUGCUGUAGCGGAGGGGGCAUUAAGUUUUACCCUUGUCCGUCUGUACGCUCGUACGUACAUCCCUAAAUUGGUUUCCGUUCUCUAACUUUAGUUUGCCUCAACCAAAUGUUAUGAAACUUAUACACAAUGCUUAUUACCACAAAACACAGAUCAAGGAUGAAUUUUGGGGGCGUCACUUUUGCUGUUCUAGAGUUAUGCCCCUCUAGUUUCCAUUCUCUUACUUUAGUUUGCCUCAACCAAAUGUUAUGAAACUUAUACACAAUGCUAAUUACCACAAAACACAGAUCAAGUUCAAAUUUUGGUGGCGUCACUUUUGCUGCUCUAGAGUUAUGCCCUCUACAAAUGGAAAAAUUGCUGAAUUUUUCGUUUCCGUUCUCUUACUUUAGUUUGCCUCAACCAAAUGUUAUGAAACGUAUACACAAUGUUUAUUACCACAAAACUCAGAUCAAGUACAAAUUUGGGUAGCGUCACUUUUACAGUUCUUGAGUUAUAUCCCUUUUUAACAUAUGCAAGCGGGGGCAUCAUCUGUGUCCAAUGGCACAUUCCCCAUUUAUUGAGAUUAUUUCUGUGAAGUUGGAAUUUAUUUGAAAGAAAUUCUGUGGGAGAUAAAUUUUAUGACAUACAUGUAUUUGUAUUGUAUUGACGUUAUAGCAAGUAUUGCUCCAAAAGCAUAUCAUUUAACUACCUUAGGUUGUAUUUUAUAAAAAAAAUUUUAAUUGUUAGAAAACAGUUAAAAAGUUGUUAAUAAUAUAUUAUUAAAUGCAGUAAAGUUAUUAUAAUUUCUUUCUACUGCAUAGUAAAAGUGAUAAAUCACUUGUUUACUGAUGUUAAUCAAACUUUAAAAUUUUUUUUUUUGGUAAUUUCUAUGUUUUGAUUAUCACAAUAAAAUAAUGCUAACACUAACUACAUCAACGCUGGGGCAAACAAAAGAUUAACUAUAUAGUGGUUUGAUUUUUUUUCUCAAUUUAUACUUUGAGAUUUUUAGGACCAAACUUGUUCACAUAAAGGCAAUUUAUUCUUUUAAUUAAUAAAAAUAAUUUGCCUCUGUGUGUAUUUUUGAAUAUGUAAUAUAUUUAUUUUUACAUAAGUCAUUUUAAUAGUUUUCUUUAUAUAUAUAUAUAUUAUUAUAUAUAUCUUGACAAAUAUCUGUAAUGAUUAUUGAGGAGUUUAAUGUUUAUAUAUUUUUAUUUUUUCGCAACAAAGGAAUCUCACAUUGGUAAAGGCCUAUUUAAUAUACAAAUAUAUUCAUUGGUAGCUAUAUUAGUAUUUUUUGUUGAGUUUUUGUUACAUGUGGAAAGUAUGUAUUGGUAUCUUUAUUGAUCUGUUUCACAUAAGUGUGACUUUCUCAGUUAAUCAUGUUAAAUGUUGGUAUAUUAUGAUAUAUUCAUUAGACAAUAUCAGUAUUUUAUAACAAAAACCAUUACAAAAAAACUCGUCAUUUAAACUCAGGUGGAUAGUUGUCUCAUUGGAAAUUAAACCUCAUCUCCUUAUUUUUAUUUAGUCAAUAUUCCUACAAAAGGUUAUGCAUGUAACAGUAACUUUGACACUUACUUGAAAAAUAGAAUUCUUGUCUUUGAAAUGAACACUUACAAUACUUAAUAUUACUAAUACUUCAUAAACUUCAUAUUGCCUGACUAAUAAUAGCAGGGGUAUCAUUAGUGAGCUUUAGUUCACAGUCAAUCUUGUUAAUAUUUUAUACUGAAUUCUUUCUGUUUGACCACAUCAAUUUAUGUAAUACUUGGGUAUUGACAGUUUAAAGCCUAAUUCCAAUGGUACUUAUUUAAACCCCUACUGGCUGACUUUGUAAUCACAUGAAGCAGAUUUCAUAUAGAACUUUCUCA
Molecule: messenger RNA, 3886 nt
Organism: Mytilus californianus (California mussel)
Lineage: Eukaryota; Metazoa; Mollusca; Bivalvia; Mytilida; Mytilidae
Product: cystathionine beta-synthase-like
Exons: 17
Coding region: 157-1755 (532 amino acids)
Cellular component (GO): cytoplasm
Molecular function (GO): cysteine synthase activity; cystathionine beta-synthase activity
Source: RefSeq, a predicted model, not a curated record